AUGAACACCGAAUUCCAAACCACCCUCACCAACCUCGAAAACAAGCUCAACACUUUAAUAACCAGCCUGACCACCUCCCCAACAGCCACCGGCGCGCCCGCAGCAGCAGUCAACCUCCUCGACGCCGACGACGCCCUCACAACCUCGAUCUCCACCCUCCGACACCACCAAGACAACUACGCCCGCAUCCUCCGUCUCCGGAACGAAGCCGCCUCGCUCGAAGAAAAAGUCAAAGAGAUCGUGAAAACAGUCGUGAACUACGAGAAAGAAAUCCGCACGGUCUGCAACUCUGAUGAAAUCGAUAGCGACUCGGACUUUGACUCCGAUAGUUCGGGGUAUGAUAGUGAUGCGGAGAUGCAGGAUGCGGGUGGGAGGCCGAGGAAGUUGAGGGGCAUUCGGGAGGUGGAUUAUCGGCUUUUGCUUGAUUUUGCGAGGCGCAUUAGUAAGUAUAAUCAUCAGGCUGCUGCGGAUGCGGAGGCGGGGGCGAAGGCGAGGGUUCAGAUUGGGGAGGAUCGGGAUACGGAGAUGACGGGGACUGGAGCGAUAGGGACGAAUGGAGUAGAGGAUGGGGAGGCGGAGCCCGUGUCGAGUGUUACCAAGGAUGCGACGUCUUGGUUGGAUGAGUCGGCCAAUAUGACGCGCCAGGUGUAUAUGUUGCCUUAUCCCAUGGAGGAUCGCAUUCGGUUGGGUCUUAUGGGGCAGAUUCAGUUGGCUGCCGGUGAGGGACGGCCCGGGUUUGAUCCUGAUCAGGAGGUUGAGCGGUUGAUUCGCGAGGCGGAGGGAUUGGGGGCUGCGGAUGCGCCGCCGGUUGCAAAUGUGAGUGAUGAGGAGAGCCGUGUGGGUGAGGCUGCGAAGGCUGCUGUAAAGGCUGGGUCUGGUGCCGUUGGUAGUGGUGCUGGUACUGGUGGAGUGUCGGCUGCUGUGCCGAAGCCGAAACCGAAGGCUACGCUUGAUUUGGAUCUGGAUGAUGACGAUGAUGAGGAUGAUUUUUGA
Aspergillus oryzae RIB40 is the source of this 993-nucleotide messenger RNA. RefSeq lists its product as uncharacterized. Gene Ontology annotation, biological process: regulation of transcription by RNA polymerase II. The record is from RefSeq and is a predicted model, not a curated record. NCBI's taxonomy places the organism in Eukaryota, Fungi, Ascomycota, Eurotiomycetes, Eurotiales, Aspergillaceae. The coding region runs from base 1 to 993 and encodes 330 amino acids. The transcript has a single exon. Gene Ontology annotation, cellular component: core mediator complex; mediator complex. Gene Ontology annotation, molecular function: transcription coregulator activity.